Molecule: messenger RNA, 699 nt
Organism: Trichoplax adhaerens
Lineage: Eukaryota; Metazoa; Placozoa; Uniplacotomia; Trichoplacea; Trichoplacidae
Exons: 5
Coding region: 1-699 (232 amino acids)
Cellular component (GO): membrane
Source: RefSeq, a predicted model, not a curated record
AUGGCAGCUACCCCAUACACAUCGCAACAACCCAGAGUGCAGGGUAUACCACAGUAUACACCACAACAGCAAAUUAUGCCAAUAACUGUACCACCAAGUCUUCAGAGACCUACCUUUGGCAUAUCUGUAACAUUAACUAUUCUUGGCUCGUGCUGUUUCAUCUUUGGUAUAAUUAUUAUCAUUGUCUCGAACUUUCCCCUAAUUUCCAUCACUGGAGUGAACAUAUGGGCCGGAUUAUUUUACCUCAUUGCUGGAAUUCUCGGUAUAUCCCACACAAAAUCUCCCACGAAUAUUUCCAUAACGCAUGCCUUUUAUGCAUUCAAUAUUAUUGGAUUUAUUUUCUCGUUUCCGCAUUUGGGCUUAGCAAUUGCAAGUUUAGCUACCUAUGGUGCACUUUUUGGAGCGAUUUCUCUGGUCUUUUCACUACUUGCGCUUUCUUUGACUUUAGCAUUUAUCAUCAUCUUAUCACAACAUAUUUACUGCAGAUCAAGCGGUCAAUUUAGUCAAGGCCAGUACUCCAACUUUACCGGAACUCAACCAGUAACGUAUCAAGUAAAUCAACCCAUACAACAACCACCAAUCAUAGCUAAUCCAAAUAUGCCAGCUGGAGCCCCUUUGCAGCCGCCACCAAUGAUGAACCCUCAACCAACCGAUACGAGUAACGAAAAAUCUCCAUCUGGAUUACCUCCUCCUUAUUAA